Prorocentrum cordatum is the source of this 444-nucleotide messenger RNA. The record is from the annotation of a GenBank genome assembly. Lineage: Eukaryota; Dinophyceae; Prorocentrales; Prorocentraceae.
AUGGGGCCCGGGCAGGAGCAAGAGCACUGCUUCCACGAGUACCGCGUGUACGUGGAGGCCAUCCUGCGCCCGCUCCGGGCGGAGGUGGUGGAGGCUGCCGCGAGGUGGAAGAAGAUCUCUGGCCGCGCGGUCCUGGAGCAGGCCCUGCUGUCGUUCCUCGCGCAGCUGAGGAACUAUGUCACGGGCUGCGACGACCGCAAGCUGAGCAAGGCCGCGCUGCGGCGGGCGCGGGGCAUCGAGACGGCCCUGGGAGGCGUGGCCGAGCGGCUGCUGGCGCCGCUGCUGCACGCCGGGGCCCUGGCGCCGGAGGACCUCCACGGCAUCUGGCGGGGCUUCUCUGAGGUGCGCGGCUGGCGGGACUCGAAGGUGCCCCAGGAGUGCUUGCUGCAGAUGCUCCGCGGGGCGCUGGAGCAGCUGAGCGACGCUGACCAGGAACGGAGGGGG